AUGACAUUCCAACACAGCUCUCGAGCUCUACUCACCGAUCCCGCAUGGGCUCCAGUGGAACCGCAUAGUGUUCUCAGGCAAGAGCGCGCCGAAUUCGUCGGGCUGUUACUGGCUUGGGGUUCAUGGGGGAUACUCUUCACCGUGGCCAUACUCUGCGUGAAUGUGCUUUGGCGUAACAUCCGACGGGGCAAUACUCAGCAUCGAUUCCUCCUCGCAUACGUCAUAAUGAUCACCUCCAUCGCCACUGCCGGCCUCCUUCUUACAACCAAGUACCAGCAGAUCUACACAAUUGAUCAACGAAACUACCCGGGUGGCCCGAUAGCGUAUGACAUCAAGUACGGUGCCAAUCCUAUCACCACUGGGGAACGCAUCUGCGACUUCAUGGUUAACUGGAUGGCAGACGGGCUGCUAACAUACCGAGUCUAUGUAAUAUACGGGCGGGAGAUCAUCGUAGCGAUCCCGAUUUUGACAUUCCUAGCAUCAUUCUCUAUGUCUAUCGUCGAGCUUUACAUCGUCACGCGCCCAAACUCGUCCAUCUAUCAGCACAAGAGCGUCGAGCAUGGACUGAUAUACUGGUCUCUGUCGGUCGCCGUCAAUGUCAUGGUCACUGUACUCAUCGUCACCCGCCUACUCGGCGCUCGCCGCCGGCUCACUGAAGCAUUGGGAAAGGCUGCGCGUCAGUCCGGUGAGAUCUACGCAAACAUCUCGGCCAUCCUCGUCGAGAGCGCGAUGUUGUAUACCGUCCCAGCAAUCAUCUUUCUCGUCGGUUACUCCCUCGGGAAUGUACUAAAUGCUGCCAUACACGCACUUGAGGUCAUACAGGGUAUCGCCCCGCUUCUCAUCAUUCUGCGAGUCGCGAAUGGAAGGGCAUAUUCCACAGUGACCAAGAUCACCUCGUUCGGAGUAACUUCCAACGGGAAACGCUCAUAUCCCAUGGGUUGGGACCGUGUUCCAAGACACUCGAACUACCAACACCAGUGGUAG
Peniophora sp. CBMAI 1063 is the source of this 984-nucleotide messenger RNA. NCBI's taxonomy places the organism in Eukaryota, Fungi, Basidiomycota, Agaricomycetes, Russulales, Peniophoraceae. The record is from the annotation of a GenBank genome assembly.